This is a messenger RNA of Dioscorea cayenensis subsp. rotundata (Guinea yam), 1831 nucleotides long. Its product is annotated as RNA exonuclease 4-like. Gene Ontology annotation, cellular component: nucleus. The transcript has 7 exons. Lineage: Eukaryota; Viridiplantae; Streptophyta; Magnoliopsida; Dioscoreales; Dioscoreaceae. Gene Ontology annotation, biological process: rRNA processing. Gene Ontology annotation, molecular function: nucleic acid binding; 3'-5' exonuclease activity. The record is from RefSeq and is a predicted model, not a curated record.
AAUAAUUUUAACUUAAUCAAGAGCAGUAUACAUAGGGAUUAAGAAAAAGGGUAAGCAAAUAAAUUUGAAACUGACAGACAUGCAGAUGUAUGCACACAUGGGCAAGACAGAUUCCAAUCAUGUAGUAACAGUCCAACUCAAAAUGGCAAGGAUUGCAAGGAAUAUCACUAUCACAUGUGUGCACAAUCUUAAAAAGUCUUUCAGAAAUGCAACCUUAGCAAUUAUUCUGAAGUCCCUACAUCAAAAUACCUUGGAAAAACAGAUAAACCCAUAAUCAUUUUGGAAUAGAUUCAAGAGGCAUUUUGCCGAAAGAUUAAAGUAAUUAGCAACCAGUCUUUAGUUUGCGAACUACAGCCCACCACCAUUCCUUUGGUCAUUAAAUCCAACAGCAUUUUAACGUUAACAUUGUUGGAAGUAAAUAUUGCUGGGCUUCUUGUAUAAAUACCAGGCCACCUCCCAUAUGUCUCACCAGCCAUACCAUCUAUACAGCUCCUAGCAGCAAGCAAAUCAACGAAAGAUGGAGAGCAGGCCUGAGUCUUCUGAAACCCAAAGCAGGAACAAAUGCGCAGCAUGCUUCAAGCAGUACAACAGGAUGGAACACCUUGUUGAGCACAUGAGGAUUUCGUUUCACUCAGCUCACGAGCCAAAUUGCGGGAUCUGCCAAAAGCAUUGCAGAUCAUUUGAAUCACUCAGGGAGCAUCUCAUAGGACCACUGCCAAAGAUUGAAUGUGCAAAGAUUUUCAGCAUCAGAGGGUGCAACCUAUGCUUGAACCUUUUUGAUAGCUCAAAUGCUCUCAGAAUUCACCGAGGAUCAUGCCAGCUGUCACGCAUCGCUCCUGGUCUCAUCCACCGAAUGGGAAGGUUGAACUUACAAGCUUCAACAGAAAUUGACACAAAAGCAAGAGACCCACAAGUGGUUGCUUUGGCGUGCAAGAUGGUUGGAGGUGGGAGUGAUGGAUCUUUAGAUAUCUGUGCAAGGGUUUGCCUGAUUGAUGAAGAUGAAAACAUCAUCUUUCACUCUUAUGUCAAGCCCCAAAUCCCAGUCACAAACUAUAGGUUUGAGACAACGGGCAUUUGAGCUGAGCAUCUGAGAGAUGCACCACCACUGAAGCAAGUGCAGAGGAAGAUUCAGGACUUUUUAUGCAAUGGAGAAGCAAUAUGGAAGAUACGGUCAAGGGGCGGGAAGGCAAGGAUUCUUGUUGGACAUGGCCUUGAUCAUGACCUCAACUGCCUAGGCAUUGAAUACCCUGCCCUUCUAAUCAGGGACACGGCCAACUAUCCACCACUGAUGAAAACGAGCAAGCUUAGCAACUCACUCAAAUACCUUACCCAAGCAUACCUCGGAUAUGAUAUUCAGACUGGUAUGCAAGAUCCAUACGAGGACUGUGUGGCUGCACUUAGGCUUUAUAAUCGAAUGCGUUCUCAGGUGCAUCCACCUGACUACUCUUCAGGGUCAGGGGAAGCACAGAGCCGCAAUAACUUUGCAUCUUGGAAACAGAGGGACCUUGAGAAGAUGACACCAGAGGCACUGCUAGAGAUCUCAGCUUCUGACAACUACUGUUGGUGCUUGGACUCUUUAAGCAAAUAAUGGAAUACGAUCAUCUCCUUCACCAAAUAUCAUCAGAUGUUAAAACUCACCACAGUUCUAGUGUCUUAAUAAAUAAAAGGUCAAUAACAUAUCUUUAGUUUAAGAUGUGUACUGGCUUCAUCUAGGGUUUAUUACAGUCUAAUUUAAUGUAUCUCCCUGAGUCACUUCUGUCUAUAUCCUGGCUGUGAACAAUCUAUUGAUAUAUGUAAACUUCGAUCAUGCUUUAAAACUAUAAUAAUUCAU